Molecule: messenger RNA, 2667 nt
Organism: Pocillopora verrucosa
Lineage: Eukaryota; Metazoa; Cnidaria; Anthozoa; Scleractinia; Pocilloporidae
Source: RefSeq, a predicted model, not a curated record
ACAAAAUUCGUCGUCAGCUUGUGAUCCACCCCAGAUCUAGAGACUUGAACAUGUUGGGAUUUAGCACCUUGUAUUUGUGUGCUCUUUCGGUCUCAUUCACCAUUAAUGGCGGACUUAUCGCAGGUCAGGUGCAGCUAGAAUCAUCUUACAGUGGAAGCAGGACUGUAAAACUUGGUUCCUCUUUUGACUUCUCAUGGAACUACACUGGUAACUUAAGCAGAGUUGAAUGGGGAACGAAAGAAAGGGGGAAAAAUGCCCUAGCUGUCACUCUAUUCAUCCUUGAUGUAAAUGGGCGUCUCACCCCUAACAUAUCUCAGUACAAUGGCCGUCGUUUUGGCUACUGGAAUCAACAGUCACCUGGUCAAGUCAGGUUUACCCUAAAUCCCAUUAAAGUAGUUGAUAACCAGGUUUUCAUCUUCAAAUUUGUCCCAGAAAACUUUUUGGCUCCAGAACUGUUUGAAAUAGUGCAAUUAAUUGUGGAAGGAGAUGCUUUUGUCGUUGGGGUUAUCCCUCCUGCACUGUCCAUUUUAAGGGGUGUUAAAGCAAGUUUGACCUGUAACGCUGAAGGUUUUCCUUUGCCAAACAUUGUGUGGAUGAAGCAGACUGAUUUGGGUGAAAGUGAGAUUCAUGCCAGCAAUGUCAAUGUCCAAAUAAACACCCAUAAUGGUUCGUCCCAGUUAGUCGUGAAGAAUGCUUCAACUGCAGACUCAGGUUAUUAUACCUGCAAAGCUUCAAACUACGUAUCUGAUACUGCAAGAGCCUUCCUUGGAGUUGUAUCUUCCUACGAGGAUCAUGAUUUGUGUCCCACCAGUUUUGAUGCAACCAGGGGCGAGUCUGUCCUAAUAUGCUGUCCUGUCCAGGGGUUUCCACCUCCUCAAGUUAGCUGGGAACUGCCAAAUGGAACUCUGCUUGAAACAGGAAGCACUAUUUUGCACGUAAUAGUCAAGACUGAGAAUGACUUUGGACGCUACAGGUGCAUUGCAAGGAGUCUGGAAAAGAAUGUCCGUACAGCUAACAUCACCAUUCGUGAAAGAAGUUCAUAUCCUCACAUAAUUGACAAGAAGAUUAUUCUGAAAGAUGGCGACAAACUUGCUUGGAAAGAAGUACCAGGUGCAAGUUACUAUCUCCUCAGAUUACCCGGGAAUAAACUCUUGGAGGACAAUUCUCUUCUUGGUUGUAAUACCAGUACUUCUGUGGAGAUUCCUUACAGCAGUUUAACCUUUAAACGUGGUAUCAAGAAAAAACCAUCUAAAGUAAAGACCGAAGUCGAAGUCUGGGCUUUCGGCAAGUCCAGAAUUAUUGGGAAUGGAACGCGUUAUACUGAUGUCGAAAUCUACGCGAGUGCAGCAGCUUCUACUGUUUCAUUGAUGACGCUCUUGUUAUCGUUUGUGAUUUACAACGUACAAUAGUCGAAUGUACGAAGAAGGAUAUCGGAAAGACGAUGAGACAAAAUUGUCUCAUUUUAAAUUCUUCUCUCGCCUCGAGAUAAGAUAAUUAGAUAAUAAAACAAGAGGAGAACUUAUAUUUGAUCAUUUCUUAGUUUUGAUAGAACAGAUGACUUAUUCAAUCAAGGUCAUGCUCAGUGGUUAAAUAACUCCUUUCAGUUUAUCAGUUGAUAACGCUAAGACCAUAUUAUUGUUAUAUUUUAGUUGUUUAUUAUUUCGCUUUCUGCUCCGAAUGAGAUCACCACGUUACCGUGGUGGAGCAGUUUUGUGUUUCUUAAUAAACCCUAGAGUUAUGUCGGUGGAGUCUUGCACACCUGGUAGGGCCACCCAUGCCGAACAGGUUAAAGGGUCGACAUGUAACAAAGAGUGAUCUCCUUGUCUUCUAGGCAGAGGGUUGGGCGCAGGGUUAACGACGCUGCCUUGCAAAGUGUUGAGCCAAAAGCCCUUGUCAUAGUAAAGAAGAUAGUCGAGCUUUUAUUAAUUCUAAUCUAAAUUAGUAUUUCUGUUUAUGUGGUAUUUGAUAUGUAAUAAUCUUUUUGCAUUAGACGGCAAUUUAGGCUUAAAUGAGGCGUUGAGUUAAGAAGAUGGCGAGUUUAAAAGCUUAGAAACUAGUUGCAAGUAUAUACAUUUUUUUCCGAACGAGAAUAUCACUUAUAGAAGGAACUUCUCUCCUUUGUAAACUUUUGGAUCAUGAUAGCUAAAGGGUAUAACUGAUCAUUUGUUAAGGUUUCUCGGUCGGCUGGAUUCUUGCACUCCUGUUAGGGUCACCCAUGCCGAACAGGUUAAAGGGUCGACAUGUAACAAAGAGUGAUCUCCUUGUCCUCCAGGCUGGAGGUUGGGCGCAGGGUUAACGACCCUGCCCCGCAAAGUGUUGAGCCAAAAGCCUUUGUCAUAGUAAAGUAGAUAGUCGAGCUUUUGUUAAUUCUAAUCUAAAUUCGUAUUUCUGUUUAUGUGAUAUUUGAUAUGCAAUAAUCUUUUUGCAUUAGGCGGUAAUUUAGGCUUAAAUGAGGCGUUGAGUUAAGAAGAUGGCGAGUUAAAAAGCUUAGAAACUAGUUGCAAGUAAAUAUUUUUUUUCCGAACGAGAGUAUCACUUAUAGAAAGGAACUUCUCUCCUUUGUAAACUUUUGGAUCAUGAUAGUUAAAGGGUAUAACUGAUUAUUUGUAAAGGUUUCUCGUUCGACUGUAAUUCCUUAUAUAUUAGAACUUCACGAGGAUUUUUUUU